Ambispora gerdemannii is the source of this 2445-nucleotide messenger RNA. Lineage: Eukaryota; Fungi; Glomeromycota; Glomeromycetes; Archaeosporales; Ambisporaceae. The record is from the annotation of a GenBank genome assembly.
AUGUCCUCAUCCUACGCCUCCUCUUCUAAACCCAAAAGAAGAAAUUCCAUACCUGAUAAAUUUAUCGAUAGAGACCAAGUUGAGGACUAUGGUCAAAUGUCAAAAAGUACUGGUUCUGUAAACACGAGUAAUUUAAAUUAUCAGGAACCAGUCCACUAUGAUAACAAAGGCACUGUCUUUUCCUCCUCUGCUGUUGCUACUACUACUUCUUCUGGUAAAAGUAGUUCUUCGGGACACUUGCCUGGUCAACAAGACUUUGCAGAAAAGUGUCAAGCUGUUCAAGGUCUUUUGACUGGCACCAAAACAGUCUUGGAGAAUCUUCGUGAAACUAACAAUGCCCGUUUUGUUAUUCAGUAUCCAUUUCUUUAUUCAAACGAAAACCGUAAGCCGGAGCGUACUCAGUCUUUUUCUGGAAAAGCUCCUGUUCGUCGUGUUCAUAAGCGUACCAAUAGCCUUACCGGCACUUUUAACCUGCCACAGAUAUCUAAUUUUCAACUAGAAAUACAACACCGACUUCUUACUCCUGAAGAUGCUCAAGAAUCUAAUUCGAGUGUCAAUGUGCUUAAAUUGGAUAUGAAAUCAGCCGAGAUGUCUGCCAUCAAGAAAGAUUCGAUUGCUGAGCUGCUCAACGUACAAAUCGGCAAAACCUUAAAUCAUCUCCAAAAUCUGAGCGCACGAAUAGCCGAUAAAAGUUCAAAAGUAUUGGUCGCUGGUGAUUUGAAUGCCGGGAAAAGUACCUUUGUCAAUGCUCUCCUCCGAAAAGGUAUUUUGCCGGUUGAUCAACAACCUUGUACCACUUUAUUCUGUGAGGUUUUAGAUGCUCGAGAAAAUGGAGGAAGAGAAGCGGUGCAUGGUAUUAAAGAUAUAAAAGCAUAUAAUGUCAACGACCCAACUACGUAUACCAUUAUCGAUUUCGAGCAUUUAGAGAGAGUCGUGUCGGAUAAUACGGAAGGAUACGCUCUUUUGAAGAUAUACUGUCAAGAUAAUCGACUUUCCCAUGAAAGCUUAUUACACAAUGGAGUUGUGGAUAUUGCAUUGAUCGAUUGCCCUGGCUUGAAUUCUGACUCUCUUAAGACGAUGGCUGUAUUUGCGAGGCAGGAAGAAAUUGAUGUUAUAGUAUUUGUCGUUAGUGCUGAAAAUCACUUUACAUUAUCGGCAAACCAAUUUUUGUGGAAUGCAUCCAACGAAAAGGCGUAUCUAUUUAUUGUCGUAAAUAAAUUCGACGAGAUUAAAAACAAAGAAAAAUGUAGACGCAUGAUUCUGGAACAAAUUAAACAAAUCUCUCCACGCACCUUUGAAUAUCACGAUGAUCUUGUACACUUUGUCAGUUCUAAUGCCAUCAACGUGGACGGGAAUCCACCACACACAAAUCGCAUCCCCGAAGUUGAUCAUCUUGAAGAGAGCUUGCGUACUUUUGUUCUAAAGAAACGAUCAAAAUCUAAAUUGGCACCAGCAGGGCAUUAUUUACAUAAUCUCUUAUAUGACAUUGGGGUUCUCGCUGAAUUUAAUCGUGAACUUGCUGCUAAAGAAUAUGAACAACUUACCCGGGAAUUGGAAGAAGGUGAACCUGCCUUCCGAAAAUUGCAACGAGAUGGAAGUCGUGUCGUGGAGGAAGCAGAGCGACUUUUAAAUGAAGAUUGUAGAUAUCAUGGCCUUUUGUAUGUGUGGAACUAUGCAAUGGAACUUCGUGACAGCAUGCUAGAAAAAAUUCAAAAUGAACUUAGUCAAUGUGAAUUAAGCGCCAAACAAGAAGUAUCUACUUGCAUCGAACAGAUUCAAGCAAUGCCCGUACAAAACAUUAGUAUCGAUCCGAUCGAUGCUAAACUUGAUAAAUAUUUCACCAAUAGAAAUAACAAUCCGAUUCAAAUUCAUAUCGAUCCAAGCGAUUUCUUCGACUUGAAUCUCGGUCUUGACUUGAAUCAUCGAAUGAAUGAAAACGUUGGAAUACUUGGCAUCUCUGGAGGUGCUCUUGUCAUGUUUGGAGGCAAGUUCUUGGGAUACAAUGUUAUGUCAAGUGUAUUAAAGAUCUCCAACGUAGUUGGUUUCAAUAAUAUGCGCAAAUUAGCUCUUCCUCUUAUUGGCUUAGCUGGUCUCGGUUUCUUUGUUUAUGUCGUGAGCGAUGCACGUAAUGCUGUCUCACGCAAUGUUGCUCGCAAGGUUCGUAGUCAUCUUACGCAAUCCAAUUAUGCUGAAUUCCAGGCACAUCGUAUUGCCUAUCACGGACGCAAAGCCACUCGUCGUUCAAUCAAUUAUUUACGAGAUUGCUUCCGACGAGCUAUUGAUGCCGAAGAACAAAAACGAAAAGAGCAGCGUGAAAAAGCGAAGGUUUCAGAUGAAUCUAAAUUCUACUUUGGUGGAGUGUUGUCAAAAGCUGAAGAGAUGUCCAAAGUCUUGGAGGUAUUGGGUAUUGACGUCGUGGAAGAUGAAAUAUUAGCAGUUCAUUAA